UUCACUUCUUUCAUCUUUUCGGUUAAUUUAUAAUGACAGGCAGUUUGUGAUCUCAGUCUUUGUAUGAGCGCUGUGAUUUGACUCGGACAUUACUAACGUUAUCUUUAAUACUAUAAACCAAGUCCACGCCAUUAGCAGCAAUAUUGUAAGGUGCAGUUCAACUAAAAUACGACAGGUAAAUACUACACUGACAAAAAUUACAUGUAAAAAGCUCAAUAAUGCCACCAAGAAGGAAGACAUCGCCAUCUGAAGAUGACACCAGCCGUCAAACAAAGUCUGCUGGUGGGGCACGAGAGAGACCAGUUUCAAAGACAAGAUUACAAUUACAGGAAGAAAAGAGAAACAAGUUGUAUCCAGAUUUGCCAGUGGAUGAUGAUGAAGAAGAAGAGGAAGAAGAAGGAGAUGAAGAUACUGAUGAAGUAGAUUUUCUUAAAAGACGUAGAAGUGGCAGCAACAGUUUUAACAGCAGUAGAAGAAGUGACAGCGAUGGUGCUGUUUUUGAAGGUGAAAGCCCACUGUCAGCUAGAUAUAGGGAAACCAGUAGGCACAGCUUUGAAGAAGAAAGUAUGGAAUUUGAACGUGUUACCUCCAGACACAUCCGCGGCCACAAUGUAAACGUAUCAGGAAGAAGUUCUAUACAUUCUCCAUCAUCACCAAGAAGUGCUCAGCUACCUUCCUCAGUUUGGUAUGAUGAGGUAGUGGCAAAUACAAAUGUCUGGGUAUUUUGUAUCAUUAUCUUGGGGGUCAUUAUGUGCUACAUGCUAUUGUUUUCAAAUGACUUGAAAGAAACACCUUCAUUUCAUUUGGAAGAAAUUGAUUAUGAAAAACUUGCAAAAGAUUUUGGAGAAAAAGUUAAUCUUUUACAACUAGAGGCACCACAGCAAAAUGCAAAGACAUGGAAGAUCUUAAAGGCUGCAACAAAAAGCAUCCUUCGCAAUCCGUCACCCGAGCAACCAGCGGUCCUGCUUAUGGCUUCCACACCAGAGGGCAGCCCAACAAUGGAGUGCCUCGCAAAGAAGUUAGGAAACAUAAUACACGAGACAUUAAAUCUCUCCCAACCCACAGCAAUUAAGACUGGAUCAUAUAGAAAUGAAAAGCCAGAUGUUGUAAAGGAGCAAAUUGAUCAGAUUCUACAUCAAGACUUUGAGAACGGGCACAGAGCAGCCAUAUUGGAUCAGAUGCAGAACAUUCCACCUAUUGCGGCCUUGAUGUUACAUGCAUACUGUGACAAUGUCAAUGCCCCAUAUAAGAAUGUUGUGAUCAUAUUGACUAUUACAUUGGAAACUGAUGCCCAGUCUGCUUCUGAGUUGCAGGAAAGUAGUGUGGAAACCUUUUUAACAAAAAUAUGGAGAAAAGGUUUAGAUGAUGACAAAAUUGGUGCCUUGCUUAGUAGGGUUGCCAACAAUAUUGUUAUUAUAAAAAAAGAUGAAUCAUUGUCAUGCUAAAAUAUUUAAUUAUUUGGCUGUGUAGAAUUAUACAGGAAUAUAAAAAAGGCUGACCAGCUGUUUCGUAUGUGUUGACUUUUUUGUAGGACUAAUUAAUACUCUGAGUACAUGUUAAGGCAUCAAAGGCUGUACAUUCUGGAGCGAUUGGUUCAUAUUUUUCAUUUAAGAAAAUAAAAGCUCCUUUUUUGUUUUGAACAUAUUAAUAUUUGCAUUUUGCAGCCCUACAGAACGCUGAGUUAAGUUGCAUGCAGUUUUACAUAUAUGUGUAAUUUUCAACAGUAUGAAGAUGAAAAAGUAUAUCGCCAUAAUAUAUCAUUAUGUAUUUCAAUGUGAUAUCGAUAAUGUCAACAUUCUGAAUAUGCCAGUCGAGUACAGGCAUUUUAUGCUUAACAAAGACGCUACAAAAUUAAUGUGCCCUUUUAUUUCAUAAAAUAGGUUCCUUGUUUGUCUCGCCGUUGCUUUUUCUUUUCAGAAUAAUGUA
Molecule: messenger RNA, 1926 nt
Organism: Lingula anatina
Lineage: Eukaryota; Metazoa; Brachiopoda; Lingulata; Lingulida; Lingulidae
Product: torsin-1A-interacting protein 2
Biological process (GO): membrane organization
Cellular component (GO): membrane
Molecular function (GO): ATPase activator activity
Source: RefSeq, a predicted model, not a curated record